This is a messenger RNA of Cryptotermes secundus, 1161 nucleotides long. RefSeq names its product transmembrane protein 64. The transcript has 3 exons. Lineage: Eukaryota; Metazoa; Arthropoda; Insecta; Blattodea; Kalotermitidae. The record is from RefSeq and is a predicted model, not a curated record. Bases 181 to 975 code for a protein of 264 amino acids.
UUUAACGAUAAUCGAUCUUCAUUACUGCCGGGAAUGUAAAUAGAGUGGUUGUGGUUACAUAAAUCGAGUGUGCCUAUAUUUAAAACUGAUAAAUCUCAGAUAACAUAGUUACGAUGAAGAAAAUAUGAAGAUUCAUCCGAGAGGUGCGAAGUUUUACAGUGCUCUGUAAAACUGAAACCAAUGGCUAACGUAGAAGAAAGUGUGUCUACUUUUAGGUUAAUCAGAGGUUCUUUGCCCAUAAAAUCCAAUUUAUUCAGUUGCUUAUUGCUGGCGAUUUUGUUAUGCAUUAUCCUACUUCUUUAUGAAUGCAAGUACUAUAUAAAAGUCGUCUUAUUAUGGGCAGAAGCUCAAGAACAUUGGUUAAUUUAUGUUAUGUUUCUAGGAAUGUUUACAUUAGUAUCGUUUCCAUUGACAUGGGGUUACACAUUUUUAGUAAUCUCCUCAGGGUAUUUAUUUGGAAUUCCUCGUGGCCUUAUGACAGUUGUCGUUGCUGGUAAUAUUGGGGUUGCUAUUGCCCACUAUACUAUGAGAACUCUCAGUACCAAGUUCCCACUUAAAAGACUGUGUAAUAAUGACAAAAUACGUGCUAUUUUAAUGGUUGUAUCAGGUCCUCGUGCAUUCAAAGUUGCAAUGUUUGCUCGUUUAACACCAAUACCAUUUGGACUGCAGAAUACAGUUUUUGCUGUUAGUAAUAUCAAUGCAAAGAAAUACUUAAUCGCAACCGUUCUGGGGCUUUUCCCAGCACAAAUCAUUAAUGUAUAUUUGGGUAGCACCCUCAGAUCAAUGGAAGAAGUUCUUUCAAAUAAGUCAACAGCAGCUACUGGUCUCAUUAUCUUCAUUCAGGUGGUGAUAGGGGUAUCAUUAAUGAUAUAUGUUACAGCAGUGGCCCGUGGUGAGUUACGCAAGACUCUGAACCAGGAUGUUCCAUCAAAUUAUGUGCUUUUCAAUGCAUCAGAUCCUCUUCUGGAGGUCUAAACUUUGAUUAAGGCAGCCAAAUGCCCCUGUGACUGAGUUGCAUUCCAGGUAGUUAGAAGUUUAAUGCAAACAUUUAGUGCUAUGACAGACAUGUUUAAAUCAACUUGGUAUGAAAAAGGUAAAAGGUAAAGCUAUCCCUGUAACAGGCUGUGAAGGCUCAUAGGGUUGUGAGACGUCAAGGCUCCC